CAUUUUAAUUCGCGUUUAAUUGGAAUUAGUUGGAAACCCUGGACCACUCUUCCAUCCCUUUGCAACAGCCCCUAUUUUCGGAACAUUUUACAGGCGCAUCUAUUCCUCUCUUCUCUUUCUCUCUCUCUCUUCAAACUCUCUGUUUCUCUUUGGAAGGAACAGAACUCGUCUGUAAAAGCCCUGGAAAAACUAUCACUUGGGAGUUACUUGGGGAUUCGUGUCAUCAAGACUCUGCAGUAUUUUUUUAUUAUUUAAGUAUUUAUUUUGAAAUAUUCAUGGGGAUUAGAGAAGGGAAGGAGAAGGUGAUGAGAGAGAGAGACAUUCAUGUAUGCAUGUAUGCACGCAUAAAAGCAACGCAUGCGGCGGCUGUUAGUUUGUAACAGGCAAAAGACAUCUAUUCCUUCUCUGGCGUUGCUGUUUUUCUCUUCUUUCGUCUCUCAUCGUCAUUAGAAGAAAAAACCAAAAAAGAAAAGAAAAGCGGAAAAUUAAAAAAGAGGGAGAAGAAGAAGAAGAAAGGGUAAGGUGGUUAUUUUAAUAUUAUGAUAUUGGAGAGUAUUUUGGAUCUUUUGGGUUCUUGAUUCGGAUCAUGUCAUGGUCAUCAUAUCAUGAUGAUGAUGAUGAUGAUGAGACCAUCUGAUGUAUUGCAGACUGGCCUAGAUAUCCGAUCUUCCUAGGUUUUGUUUUGAUGGCAUGUGAUGCUGGGUGCUUUUAAGAGAGCGCAGUGCGCACCAUCUCCCUUCCCCCAUCCGGCGUCAGUUAAGAUCUCUGCUCUUCUAUAAUAGAUCAAACACCAUAUUCGCCAACAAGAUCAGCAUCCAAAGAAGUUUUAUCUUCUUUCUUUUCUAUGGCAAAUGAACCUCGGGAGGAGAAGCUAAGGACCCAAAUCGCUUCCGGGUUUUACUACACGGAUUUCUCCUCAUCUUCCAGCAAUCCGACGAUCCACCACCAGCUUGAUACCCAUAUGCAAAGCUUCGAACCAAAUCCGGAGCUCUUCAAUCUUCAAUCCGGCAUGGAAAUGUUGGGCUCUCAGUGGAAGAAUCCAUCGCAGCAGCGAGACCGCAACUCCACAACAGCAUGGAAAGGGUUCCUUUCCAAAUCCACCCACAACCAAGGAUCGUCGUCUUCUUCCAAAACCAUGGCCGAACCAUCGUCAUCUAAUAGCUUCUACCAGCCCGAUUUCACCAUCGGAUUCUCUGAGGCCCCACCCAAUGAGAAUCUGAUCAUCGCACCUGAUUCGGCAUGGCAGGAGAAUCGGUACCCCGUCGAUGAUUCUUCCUUACGCUGCGUCUUUCCCUGCGAAGGGAAUGAGCGGCCGAGCCAGGGCCUGUCACUCUCUCUAUGCCCCAACAAGCCGUCCAACAUCAGCUUACAAUCAUUCGAGCUCCGAGAAACCAAUCACCAGAAUGACAUCCGGUUCGUUUCAUCGAAUUCUAGAGAUGGGUUUUUUGGAAAAUCUACAGAUCUUCGUCAGCAGCUGCAAAAUCUACAAGAUGGGCGGUCUUAUCCGUCGUUGAUGGGAUCAGAUCAGCAACUCCACCAAUUGAAAAACUCCAAGUACUUGCUUCCAGCUCAGGAACUCUUGAACGAGUUCUGCAACAUCGGAUCGAAGCAAAGCAUCAACACUAUUGGAUUGAAGAACAAAAGCAACAAGACAAAUCAGUGGGAAGAAGGAGCAUCGACUCUUAAGAACCAAUCUCUCUAUUCAUUUGAUGUUCUUGAAUUGCAGAAGAGAAAAGCAAAGCUAGUUUCCAUGCUAGAUGAGGUGGACAGGAGAUACAGGCAGUAUUGUGAGCAGAUGAGGAGUGUGGUGUCAUCAUUUGAAGGGGUGGCUGGCGUGGGAUCAGCAAUGGUGUAUUCGAGCUUGGCUUUGAAGGCCAUGUCAAGGCAUUUCAGGUGUCUGAGGGAUGGGAUUGUGGGUCAGAUUCAGGCGACGAAGAAGGCAAUGGGGGAGAAAGAUCCUGUUGCACCAGGAACAACUCGAGGGGAGACGCCCAGGCUCAAGCUUCUUGAUCAGACCCUUCGGCAGCAGCGGGCCAUACAGCAGAUGGGCGUCAUGGAGAGCCAUCCAUGGAGGCCUCAGAGGGGUCUUCCCGAGCGAUCUGUGUCCGUUCUUCGAGCUUGGCUCUUUGAGCAUUUCCUUCAUCCGUACCCGAGCGACGUGGAUAAACACAUCUUGGCCCGCCAAACGGGCCUCUCCAGGAGCCAGGUUUCCAACUGGUUUAUAAAUGCAAGGGUAAGGCUGUGGAAGCCAAUGGUAGAGGAGAUGUAUUUGGAAGAAGCAAAGGAGCAGGACGAUGACAACAGCAGCAGCAAAAACAAAAACAACAACGACCACAACAACAUGCCCUCAGAUGGCAGCAUUUCACAGCUCCAAGACAACACCCGCCUGAGCCAUAACCCUAACCCUAACCCUACCAACAUGGACCAGAAGCCUUCACCCGACCAUCUCCUCCGUGACUCUGAAUCGCUGUCCUCCAUCAUCAAUGGCUCCGAUAAAAGAGACCCAAGUGACCUGAAAGAGAAACACCCCCACCACCAGUUCUCCAGAGCUGAUAACUUCGGCGUAGUCGAUUUAGACUUCUCGUCGUACAGCCAUGCUGCGGCAAGCACUGUCACCUAUGCCAACAGCGACUGCACCCACCCCAACUUCGGCAGCAGUGGCGGUGUGUCACUGACGUUGGGUCUCCAGCAGCACAGUGGAGGUGGUGUCAGCCUCUCGUUCUCACCGUCCGCAUCACAGCACUCCCUCUUCUUCUCUAGACAGCAAAUGGAAGACUGCCAGCCUAUUCCUUACUCGAUCUUAGAUGGUGAGGCGCAGAAUCUGCCCUAUCGGAACCUGAUGGGAGCGCAAUUGCUGCAUGACCUAGCAGGGUAAAUAGCAAGAUGGCCAAUUUUCUUUUGGUGUGUGAUGUUGAGGUCUGCCGGAGUUCUUCGCAGAAGAUAGUGAUGGUAGAAGAUGUGUGGGUAUACAUACACAUACAUUUAUACAGCGAUAUAUAGGUAUACUGGUGUUGUGUACAUUACUUCCCACGGCAUAUAUAAACUUUUGAAAGGUUUAAAAGAAUGUUAGUUAUAUAUGGUUGAAUCUGGGGAUCAUUGCUAGUAUUUUUGCAUUUUAUGAAAGAUAGAAGAUUAUUGCU
Molecule: messenger RNA, 3140 nt
Organism: Magnolia sinica
Lineage: Eukaryota; Viridiplantae; Streptophyta; Magnoliopsida; Magnoliales; Magnoliaceae
Product: homeobox protein BEL1 homolog
Exons: 5
Coding region: 845-2875 (676 amino acids)
Biological process (GO): regulation of transcription by RNA polymerase II
Molecular function (GO): DNA-binding transcription factor activity, RNA polymerase II-specific; RNA polymerase II cis-regulatory region sequence-specific DNA binding
Source: RefSeq, a predicted model, not a curated record